CAAAGGGCCUCUCACCCGGGAGCUUCUCCAUUCUGUCAGCUCUCCCGGACAUCCACACCAGACUGGCCCCCGUCCCUCGUGGCAGCCACUGAGCGCAUCCCCGUCCCCAGGGACCAUGGAGUCCUUUAGCUCAAAGAGCCUGGCACUGCAGGUGGAGAAGAAGCUGCUGAGCAAGAUGGCGGGCCGGUCUGUGGCUCACCUCUUCAUCGAUGAGACAAGCAGUGAGGUGCUGGACGAGCUCUACCGUGUGUCCAAGGACUACACGCAUAGCCGGCCCCAGGCCCAGCGGGUCAUCAAGGACCUGGUCAAGGUGGCGGUCAAGGUGGCCGUGCUGCAUCGCAAUGGCUGCUUUGGGCCUGAGGAGCUGGCCCUGGCUACUCGAUUCCGCCAGAAGCUGCGGCAGGGCGCCAUGACGGCGCUAAGCUUUGGGGAGGUGGACUUCACCUUUGAGGCCGCCGUGCUGGCUGGCCUGCUCACCGAGUGCCGAGAUGUGCUGCUGGAGCUGGUAGGGCGCCACCUCACCCCCAAGUCCCACGGCCGCAUCCGCCAUGUGUUCGACCACUUCUCUGACCUGGGUCUGCUCACCGCUCUCUACGGGCCUGACUUCAGGCAGCACCUUGGCAAGAUCUGUGAUGGGCUCAGGAAGCUGCUGGAUGAGGGAAAGCUCUGAGCCUGGACCAGGCCUUGUGCCUUGGCUGACCAGAAAACGACACACCGAGGGCUUCCUAACCCUGCUCUAGGCACUAGCGCUUCUCAGCCCCGGGCUUCAUUCUCUCCCACCGGAGCCUCACUGCUGGGAGAGAAGACCCAUGCGAGGGGGCCUCACUCCCACUCCAGCCCCAGCACAGGAAACAGCUGCCUGAAAAAGGCGAAGUGAAACUUGGAUCUCUGUUCCUCCCACAAGGGACGUCUGAAACAGGGAAGGCCCCUCCCCUACAAACCAAAGGGGACAGAACCCACACAACCUCCUGGAGACACUAAGGACAGAAGCGGGGGGUGGGGGGGUGGCCCUUGGAGACACCCUGGCCCUCCAGCUCUAGGCACAGUGUGGACAGAUACCAGAGGCUCUGUCCCAGGGUG
Molecule: messenger RNA, 1080 nt
Organism: Heterocephalus glaber (naked mole-rat)
Lineage: Eukaryota; Metazoa; Chordata; Mammalia; Rodentia; Bathyergidae
Gene: Tipe2
Product: TNF alpha induced protein 8 like 2
Biological process (GO): regulation of apoptotic process; negative regulation of T cell activation; negative regulation of inflammatory response
Cellular component (GO): cytoplasm
Source: RefSeq, a predicted model, not a curated record